This is a messenger RNA of Aphanomyces astaci, 2790 nucleotides long. RefSeq lists its product as hypothetical. The coding region runs from base 121 to 1785 and encodes 554 amino acids. The transcript has a single exon. NCBI's taxonomy places the organism in Eukaryota, Oomycota, Saprolegniomycetes, Saprolegniales, Verrucalvaceae. The record is from RefSeq and is a predicted model, not a curated record.
AUCAAUGCGUACGCGCCACUGGUCACGGGUUGCACGUAUGGGCUGCUGGCGCUGUUGCAUUUUGGCUUUGUCGCUGCGUCGUGUCGACGGUCGUCCUCUUCCAGUGGCAGCAGCUCGUCCAUGUUGUUCCGGCGCAUGUCGUCUAUAAUCCCCGAAUACCGUCCAACCACUACGUCCCAGGCGUCGCCUUGGUUGUCCAUCCUAACGCGAUGCCCUCGUGUGUCGGACGAUGCCAUCAUGUUGGGAUUGCUCACCGUCGAGUUGGUAUGCCAAAACUACAAGGCGUUUCAAGUGACUCGAUACGCCAUCGACAAGUGGUUUGUGUUUGCGUACGUGUCGUGUGUCGUGCUCAACUGCGUCGUGUCCCCGUGGUUCCUGCUCGGUCGGCGCCACUCGUCCGCCAAGAAGCGCGUGUUCUUGAGCUGGUUCAACAGCGUGAUAGGGUUUUGCCUCUCCUGCGUGCUGCCCAUCGUAGGCAUCCUCCCCCCCGUGCUAGAAUUCUUGCUCGUGGACUGGACGCUGUCGAGCGAUUACCUCUGGUACACCCGCGUGCUUUUGCUAUCGCGCAUCAUCGUGGCCUCGUCGCCCACGGACUAUGUCGUCAAGUUCGUCAUGGACGUCAACACGCUCGUGUCGCUGCGGCGGCUCACGGGGGCGAUGUCCCGCCGUGAAGAUACCGCGCCGUCGCCGCCGCGAAAGACUGUGGCCAGGUCAGCGUUAUGGUCUAAACACUCCACUGGACGAGAGACUACUCUUGCGAAAAACGCCACCAGGGUGCCCCACGUCCGGCGGUCGCCCCUCGUCGUCGUGUACGUCUCGUGCAGUGUCACAUGGGGCGUGACCUUGUGGGGUCUGUGCAUCCAAGCACUGUUUUUCCGGCAACCGUGCCCGCCCACCUGCCAGGCUGCUACGACGCCGUUGGUGGACAUGACUUGUCACUGCAAGUACCUUCACAUCAACUGCCACUCAUUGCACAACGAAAGCUUGGACGUGGACACGCAACUCGACCCUCAGGACGUCGGGUCGACGCUGUUUGUGCUCCAAGUGAGCCGUUGUGACGUUCGGCGCGGCAUCCCGAGCGCCACACUGGCGCACCAGCAGUCACUGGGGGCGAUGAUCUUCCAAUUCACGAAAAUGCGGGCAUGGGAAGGCACGUUGCCGGCGACCAUCAUGUCGUUGCAGCUGCGUCAAUGCGACUUUGAUGCCAUGCCGGCCAUUUUGCAAACCAAGUUGCCCCCGUUACUGACAAACUUGUUGGUGGAAUCCACUCCACUGUCGACGUUACCGUCCAAUUUGGACGACAUUUGGCAACCGCUGACCAACGUAUUCUUCUUCAACACGUCGCUCACGACCAUUCCGGACGCCAUCACGAAGCUCUCGAGCUUGCAAACGCUGUACGUGACCAACAAUCGCCUGACCGACCUCGCCACGACGUGGCAGACCCAACUGAACGGCAUGUCUCAAUUCAACCGCCUCGACGUUGGUGGAAACUUCCUUACGCAAGUGCCUGCGACCCUUCGACCUGACAUUGUGUUGGACUUGUCAUGCAAUCCAAUUGCGGCGCUCCCGUCAGGCUUUGACAUGGCUCGAUUGACAUCCAAAAUGGUUGCCAUGGGCGAGACCACGUAUUGCAACUCGACUACAAGCGUCAUGGCGGGCUGUGAGCCUGCCACGUGUGCGACGGGGUGCGUGCUUUGGGCUGUCGGCGACCGACUGUGCGACCUCGCGUGCUUCAAUGCUGCGUGCGAGUACGACCGAGGGGACUGCCACGCGUACGGCCUGUAGCUCGUCGGCUUCACCGUCAUGAUAUAUUUAUCGCUUAAUGUGGAGAUAGUAACCAGGAACGGAAUUUCUUUACUUUUGACACUCCUAAAGCCAUUCGAAGUGGGCUCGUAGUGUCAAUGUACAAUAAAGUACUACAGCCAUCGUCACAGUUGUUGAUCUUUCUACACGUCAAAUUCUUCGUUGUCGCUGGUCACUUGUUUGGACACUUGCUCGGCCACGACGUGCCAGUCGAACACCCACACUAAGGCCACGGCCAUGAUGACCAAUUUCACGCUUUCGCCAAUGACACUGCCAAUGUACAGCCCCCCAAACCCCCAGCUGGUCGCAAACGCAAGUUCGUACGCCACGGGGAGGAGCACGAGCCACGAGCCAACGGACGAAGCGAGGACGAGGGUACCGGCCAACGACAUGGCUUCUAGCAUGGCCGACAAAGUGAUGUGCACUCCAGAGAGACACGCGGCGAGGCAAAACAGCCCCAAGACAGGACGAAUCACGUCCUGCAGAUCCACGUCGGCCGUGUAUAAGGCCAACAUCUCAUCUCGACCGACGUACAUGGCCACGCUGAGGAAGCCCGCAGCGAAUGAACCCAUCGCACACCCAACAACAGCAGAUUGCUUGGCCUUUGCAGGAUCGUUAGCCCCGAGAGCAUGUGAGACUCGCACUUGAAUCGGAGUGCUGAAUCCAAUGUACACGCCGUACGCCAACGUCCAGAUCGUGAACAGGAUGUUGUACGCGGCCACAUUCAAACUGCCAAUGCGAGCUACAUACAUUGUGGUGGUCGCAUGGUUCAGUAGUAGUAGAAUUUUUUUACCAGCCAUGAUCGCCAACACGUUGUACACCCAUUCAUCCAAGGCCAAAUACACCAAAAACGUGCCUGUGAGGGUCAAGUAUUGGCGCAAGCGGGCCGCGUUCAAGCAAUUCUUGGCCUUCCAGCCAAACCACGUUUCUACACAUAACGAGCGUUCAGGACUCGGUGGGUAACGGAUCGUCCCUCGAUAGACGCAC